AUGAAUAAUUUAUUUUUUUUAAUUAUUUUUAUUCCUAUUUUAGCUUUUAUUUUAUUAGGUGUUAAUAUUUUAUUAGCUGUUCAUAGACCAGAUGAAGCUAAAGUUUCUGCUUAUGAAUGUGGAUUUUUAGCUUUACCUGAUCAAACAAGAUCUACUUUCCAAAUUCAUUUUAUGAUUGUUGCUUUAUUAUUUUUAAUUUUUGAUUUAGAGUUAGUUCUUCUUUUCCCUUUAGCUGUUACUCUUUAUCAAGUUUCUUCAUUUGGAUUUACUAUUGGAAUUAUUUUCUUUAUAGUUUUAACAAUUGGAUUUAUACUUGAAAUUGGAUCUGGGGCUAUAGGAUUAAAAAAUUUUAUUAAUAGCAGUAACCAAAAGUAA
This is a messenger RNA of Coprinopsis cinerea okayama7#130, 375 nucleotides long. Lineage: Eukaryota; Fungi; Basidiomycota; Agaricomycetes; Agaricales; Psathyrellaceae. The record is from the annotation of a RefSeq genome assembly.